This is a messenger RNA of Scaptodrosophila lebanonensis, 1315 nucleotides long. RefSeq lists its product as uncharacterized. The coding region runs from base 53 to 1315 and encodes 420 amino acids. The transcript has 4 exons. Lineage: Eukaryota; Metazoa; Arthropoda; Insecta; Diptera; Drosophilidae. The record is from RefSeq and is a predicted model, not a curated record.
GCAAUCAAACCAAACUCAGUGCAAGCGGCUUUGACUUUAUCGAAUUUUCACAAUGAGACCGGUUCUGUUUGUGUUUGUGUUUGCGCUUCUCUGCAUACCCAGUGCAACCCGCCACCAGCAACCCAAUCCCAAUUCCCGUGAUGCAUUCGCCACUCAGUUGUUUCGCUCGCUGCUUAAUCAGUUGAAUAAACAACCCGUCCCCACAUCGGUGGUGCUUAUAUCGCCAGCGUCCGUACAGAAACUCUUGGCAGUAUUCUACAAUAUUAGCAGCUACGAAUACAUGCGUCCAUUGGCUCGCGAUAUGGGAAUGCACGAUGCCUUCACGCUUCUGCGUGAGUCGAUCGAGAUGACCGCGGCUCGUGCACGUGCACGACUAUUACGCCAAAGCAAGGAUCAGGUGAACGCCGGUAUGAUGGCGUAUUUCAUACUACCGUAUCAUGUUCUGGAAUUCUUCGCCAAGGACUUUGACGAACUGGGCUCAGAUAUAACGGCACAGAACUACUUUGUCUACGAUGGGGGUUACGAAAUCGACAAACGUUUUCAAUAUAGUGCCCAAGACUAUUUCAAUAUUGCGGUGCUGCCCAAACAUCAGCCAGUGGUCACGGGUCUGCUACACGACUUUGGCUUCACAACACAUGGUCUGGAAAUCUACAGUUUCGUCAAGUUCCAUGCCUUUCUGGGGGAACAGUUUAGAAACGUGCAGGACCUACGUUAUGCCAGAGGCUAUUUUCGUUAUGCGGACAAAGUUAAAAUUGGACACCAAUUUAUCCAUUGCAAGAUAGUGGAGCUACCGCUGUAUGGGACCAAGUCACGCCGAGCCUCCAUGCUACUCAUCAUGCCGGGCAAACAUAUGCAAAUGACGGCGUUGGAGUCGAAAAUCCUUUCGGGAAAUUUACGCAGCUUUAAGGAUAUCUCUAAGCAGUUACGCUUCCACAAGGUCGCUGUGCGUAUGCCCAGCUUGAAGUUUCUGUCCAAAAUCAAUUUGGGCAAAUACAUUAAAGAGAUGUCCUGGAUCCGUCUACACAAGCUGUUCCAUUUGGAGUUGCAUUAUCGAGGCAUGUUCGAUCCGCCCUUCAAUCGACGCAUUCAAGUUCAGCGCUACGUACAGUCGAUUAAUAUGCAGCUGCAUGUUUUAGGCGGCAAUGCGCCGCUCUCAGAGUACAUGAAUCCGUUGCGUUUCUUCAAUGCAAGCAAAACUUUUGAUUGUGCCACCUCGCAAUUUCUGUUCAUAGUGAAGUCCGCCGAUGUUAUCUACUUCAUGGGUCGUCAUCGUCGUGGCUCAGUGAAGGACCGUGCGCAUUCUGGCCAGUUUUAG